Cebus imitator (Panamanian white-faced capuchin) is the source of this 2511-nucleotide messenger RNA. RefSeq names its product E2F transcription factor 1 (gene E2F1). Gene Ontology annotation, molecular function: DNA-binding transcription factor activity, RNA polymerase II-specific; RNA polymerase II cis-regulatory region sequence-specific DNA binding; protein dimerization activity. The record is from RefSeq and is a predicted model, not a curated record. The coding region runs from base 141 to 1457 and encodes 438 amino acids. Gene Ontology annotation, cellular component: Rb-E2F complex. NCBI's taxonomy places the organism in Eukaryota, Metazoa, Chordata, Mammalia, Primates, Cebidae. The transcript is spliced from 7 exons. Gene Ontology annotation, biological process: regulation of transcription by RNA polymerase II; G1/S transition of mitotic cell cycle.
UUGGCGCGUAAAAGUGGCCGGGACUUUGCAGGCAGCGGCGGCCGGGGGCGGAGCGGGAUCGAGCCCUUGCCGGGGCCUGCCGCUAUGGGCCCGCGCCGCCGCCGCCGCCUGUCACCCGGGCCGCGCGGGCCGUGAGCGCCAUGGCCUUGGCCGGGGCCCCUGCGGGCGGCCCAUGCGCGCCGGCGCUGGAGGCCCUCCUCGGGGCCGGCGCGCUGCGGCUGCUCGACUCCUCGCAGAUCGUCAUCAUCUCCGCCGCACAGGACGCCAGCGCCCCGCCGGCCCCAGCUGGCCCCGCGGCGGCCGCCGCCGGCCCGUGCGACCCCGACCUGCUGCUCUUCGCCACUCCGCAGGCGCCCCGGCCCACACCCAGCGCGCCGCGCCCCGCGCUCGGCCGCCCGCCGGUGAAGCGGAGGCUGGACCUGGAAACUGACCAUCAGUACCUGGCUGAAAGCAGUGGGCCAGCUCGGGGCAGAGGCCGCCAUCAAGGAAAAGGUGUGAAAUCCCCCGGGGAGAAGUCACGCUAUGAGACCUCACUGAAUCUGACCACCAAGCGCUUCCUGGAGCUGCUGAGCCGCUCUGCUGACGGUGUUGUUGACCUGAACUGGGCUGCCGAGGUGCUCAAAGUGCAGAAGCGGCGCAUCUAUGACAUCACCAAUGUCCUCGAGGGCAUCCAGCUCAUUGCCAAGAAGUCCAAGAACCACAUCCAGUGGCUGGGCAGCCACACCACAGUGGGUGUCGGUGGGCGGCUUGAGGGGCUGACCCAGGACCUCCGGCAGCUGCAGGAGAGCGAGCAGCAGCUGGACCACCUGAUGAAUAUCUGUACUACGCAGCUGCGCCUGCUCUCCGAGGACACUGACAGCCAGCGCCUGGCCUAUGUGACGUGUCAGGAUCUUCGUAGCAUUGCAGACCCUGCAGAGCAGAUGGUUAUGGUGAUCAAGGCUCCUCCCGAGACCCAGCUCCAAGCCGUGGACUCUUCGGAGACAUUUCAGAUCUCUCUUAAGAGCAAACAAGGCCCCAUCGAUGUUUUCCUGUGCCCUGAGGAGACUGUGGGUGGGAUCAGCCCUGGGAAGACCCUGUCCCCGUCCCAGGAGGCUACUUCUGUGGAGGAGAACAGGGCCACUGACUCUGCCACCAUAGUGCCGCCACCAUCAUCUCCCUCCUCAUCCUUCGCCACAGAUCCCAGCCAGUCUCUACUUGGCCUGGAGCAAGAACCGCUGUUGUCCCGGAUGGGCAGCCUGCAGGCUCCCAUGGACGAGGACCGCCUGUCCCCGCUGGUGGCAGCCGACUCGCUCCUGGAGCAUGUGCGGGAGGACUUCUCCGGCCUUCUCCCUGAGGAGUUCAUCAGCCUUUCCCCACCCCAUGAGGGCCUUGACUACCACUUCGGCCUCGAGGAGGGCGAGGGCAUCAGAGACCUCUUCGACUGUGACUUUGGGGACUUCACCCCCCUCGAUUUCUGAUGGGGCUUGGAGGGACCAGGGUUUCCAGAGAUGCUGACUGUGUCUCUGCAGCCCUGGAGCCCCCUGUCCCUGACCAUCCUCCCAGCCUGAUUGGAAACAUUUAAUUUAUACCCCUCUCUCCUGUCUCCAGUAGCUUCUAGCUCUGGGUUCUGGCUACCGCUAGGAGGCUGAGCAAGCCAGGAAGGGAAGGAGUCUGUUUGUGGUGUGUAUGUGCAUGCAGCCUACACCCACACGUGUGUACCUGGGGUGAAUGUGAUGUGUGAGCAUGUGUGUGUGCAUGUACCGGGGAAUGAAGGUGAAUAUACACCUCUGUGUGUGCACUGCAGACACGCCCCAGUGUGUCCACAUGUGUGUGCAUGAGUCCAUGUGUGCGCGUGGGGGGCUCUAACUGCACUUUCGGCCCUUUUGCUCUGGGGGGUCCCACAAGGCCCAGCCUAGUGCCUGCUCCCAGAAUCCGGUGCUCUGACCAGGCCAGGUGGGGAAGCUUUGGCUGGCUGGGCUUGUAGGACGGUGAGAGCACUUCUGUCUUAAAGGUUUUUUCUGAUUGAAGCUUUAAUGGAGCGUUAUUUAUUUAUCGAGGCCUCUUUGGCGAGCCUGGGGAAUCAGCAAAGGGGAGGAGGGGUGUGGGGUUAAUACCCCGGCUCUCUCUACCCUUGAGCAAGGGCAGGGGUCCCUGAGCUGUUCUGCCCCACACUGAAGGAGCUGAGGCCUGGGUGAUUUAUUUAUUGGGAAAGUGAGGGAGGGAGGGAGACUGACUGACAGCCAUGGGUGGAUGGAUGGUGGGGUGGGCCCUCUCCAGGGGGCCAGUUCAGGGCCCCAGCUGCCCCCCAGGAUGGAUUUGAGACGGGAGAGGUGAGUGGGGGACCUUCACUGAUGUAGUGGGCAGGAGGGGUGGUGACGGCCUCCCCCAGCCCAGACUUGUGGUCCCUCCUGUGGUGUCUGUAGCGCCUGCCUCCCCACUGCUCUGCCCCACCCUCCAAUCUGCACUUUGAUUUGCUUCCUAACAGCUGUUCCCUCCUGCUUUGGUUUUAAUAAAUAUUUUGAUGACGUUUGG